Pundamilia nyererei is the source of this 3414-nucleotide messenger RNA. RefSeq names its product MAPK activated protein kinase 2a (gene mapkapk2a). NCBI's taxonomy places the organism in Eukaryota, Metazoa, Chordata, Actinopteri, Cichliformes, Cichlidae. Gene Ontology annotation, molecular function: ATP binding; protein kinase activity. The transcript has 10 exons. The record is from RefSeq and is a predicted model, not a curated record. The coding region runs from base 565 to 1734 and encodes 389 amino acids. Gene Ontology annotation, biological process: protein phosphorylation.
AAGCGCCGAAAAAAAGCCCCGGCCAUAUGACGUCAGAAGCUAAACCUGCUGGGUGUCUGUCCGUUGGAAAGUGAAGUGUGUUUGUCGUGCUAUUGCUAUCGGAGUUUUCUCUCCCUGUGUUGCCUGUCUUUCGUGAAGUGUUUCUGUUAUUUUUGUUUUUACUUCCCUCGAGAGGUUUCACGGUAUCGACUGGAAAAAAAACUCUGCCACUGUUGCCGCCUUAGAGGAUGUUUUAGAAAAGUUCCUGAAGCUUUCUUUGAGGAAACCGGUGGACGGCGGACACCACCGGAGAUGGAUAAGCUAACCGAUAGCUGAGUUGUUAGCUGAGAAUCACAGAAAAGACUCGAGCUACGAUGCUAAUAGCUAGCUAGCUAACUUGGCUUUUUACCGGCUAACCGAGCGACUUUGUGAACCCGUAUCGUUAGAACUACUGCCAGAUUUUCCUCGGGCCUGGACGCGACGCGGUGAGCAGUUUGUCAGAGGCCAGCUAACUCAGGAAGACUCGGUCUCUGUAUUGAGAACAGUAUUGUUGAGGGGAGGCUGCUUACCUCUCAGCCCCGAACUAUGAACAUGCUAUCAAACGCACAGAACCAACCACUGUUUCCCAACCCGGCGGGGCAGCAGAACCCAGCCGGGCAACAGAACCCUUCGGGCCAGUUCCACUCCUUCCAGCCCAGACCCACCUUACAGAUCAGGAAGAACGCAAUCACUGACGAAUACAAGGUGACCAGCCAGGUGUUGGGGUUGGGAAUCAAUGGAAAAGUGCUCGAAAUAGUACAGAAGAGCACUGGCGACAAGUAUGCCCUAAAGAUGCUACAGGAUUGUGCCAAAGCCCGCAGGGAAGUGGAGCUUCACUGGAGGGCAUCACCUUGUGACCACAUUGUGCGUAUCAUCGAUGUUUAUGAGAACCUCUAUCAGGGCAAAAAGUGUCUGCUUAUCGUUAUGGAAUGCAUGGAUGGUGGCGAGCUUUUUAAUCGAAUCCAGUCCAGAGGAGACCAGGCCUUCACAGAGAGGGAGGCUUCUCACAUCAUGAAGAGCAUAGGUGAGGCUAUACAAUUUCUACAUGCAAUCAACAUCGCCCACAGAGAUGUCAAGCCAGAGAAUUUACUGUAUUCCUCAAAGAGACCCCGUGCCCUGCUCAAGCUCACAGACUUUGGUUUUGCCAAGGAGACCACCUCACUUAACUCUUUAGCUACUCCUUGCUACACGCCCUACUAUGUUGCUCCAGAGGUUCUCGGCCCAGAGAAAUAUGACAAGUCAUGUGACAUGUGGUCGUUGGGUGUCAUUAUGUAUAUCUUGCUGUGUGGAUAUCCUCCGUUUUAUUCUAACCAUGGUCUAGCCAUCUCUCCUGGGAUGAAGAAGAGGAUCAGAAAUGGUCAAUAUGAGUUUCCCAACCCUGAAUGGUGUGAUGUAUCAGAGGAAGCGAAACAGCUGAUUAUGACUCUUCUAAAGACUGAGCCCACCCAAAGGUUGACCAUCACAGAGUUCAUGAAUCAUCCCUGGAUCAAUCAAUCAAUGGAGGUUCCCCAGACCCCCCUUCACACCAGCCGGGUUCUGAUGGAAGAGAAGGACGCAUGGGAGGAAGUCAAGGAAGAAAUGACUAGUGCCUUGGCAACAAUGAGGGUCGACUACGAGCAAAUCAGAAUUAAGACCAUCGAGGACUCGACCAAUCCACUGCUAAUGAAAAGGAGGAAGAAGGCAAAUAACGCCGUGGCUACACCUGCUGCUCACUGAAAGAUGCAUGCAUGCCUGCCUUCACAUACAAACACAGGUUGUGAAAAGGAAGCAAUAAGUUGUCGACACGUGAGUCGGGUUGCAUGGAUUUUUCUUUCUUUCUUUUUUUCUCAGUGUUUUAUUUUUCAUGACAAAUUGUAAUGUUUUGUAAGAGUGUUUGUUUUUAUUACUCUACCAUUUUAACAACUCAUCGCUCUGCAACAGCAGAGGGGAUGUUGAUCUGUGUUUUUACACCACUGAAGAGAUUAUGAAAUUUAGAAAAGGGGAGAAUGGGGAACUGACACAUCCUCUUGCCUCUUCUUUCCUAAAUAUCAGGUUGUGUACUCACAGGGGCUCGAAUGUUGGAAUAGGAGAUGUACGCCUUAGCAUUAGCAGUAGUGAUUUUACACCCCCCCACAAGCCUGCUCCAGCUCAAGCCCCAAACCUUUGAAUGUUAACUCUGAUGGCUAAAUCCCAAAAAUGAAAAAACAAAAAAACACAGACACACAAGGGAAGGUUUAGUUUUUCUUACAUGCAAAAUAAGCAGAUGUAUUUUGAACUGACAAGUGGAAUGUAAAGACUCUGUCCUCGAUUGUUGGAAUCAGCUAGAAGUAAGCUGCUGAUUCCCGGGACUCGGAGUGUGUGUCAGGUUCAGUUUGUCUUUGUGAAUGUUGAACACAGGCCUAUGCACUCACACAGGGGCCGUUCUGACAGAGCACCUCACUCAUGGCCCCUCUCUCCUAUCUUUAUCUACGCUUGUUUUUCAGGUACACAAUUUUAGGGCAGAGAGGGAAGCCAGAUUAAAAUACAGAAACUGGCCCGUCUUUCUCCUGCAUGUAGCUCAUAGGAGAGUUGGAGGCAGCCUAUACUGUACUUUUUAUGAAUUCUAUAAACGUUUUAGCAUAGGCCUUAAUGAGUACUGCUAAAUCAGCAAAUGGCUUUUAACUCAAACUUACCAUUUGGUUCAAGCUUUUACCAAUGUUUUGCUUCAGAAUUUAAAACGUUGCCAGAUUAUAUUUCAGGUUAAUGCUAUGCAGAUGUUUUUUUGUCAUCAAAUUACGAGUGAUUUCUGUUUGUACAUGUGUUGAAGAGAUGUUGAGCAACUGUAGGGAGUGUUCCCGUGUUUUAUGUAAGCAGUAGCAUCCCCUUGGGAGUACAGAGGGCACACUGGUCAUUUCCAGUUACUGUUGGUUGCACCAGGGUUAGUCAGGAUAUACUCAACUUGACUAAUCUAGUGCAGUUCCAUUAUCAUCUGUCAGUUCUUCACAAUUCCUCGGAAACUGAUAGGUUAGAAAGUACGUAGUAGCUGCUCCUCAUCCUUGUGCACAGUCUGAUUUACCACCAGCAAGCUGUCAUCACAUUCAGAGAAAGUAUAAUGGUCUCUCCUUCUGUAGUGUUUUGUUAAUGCAACAGGACACUUCCCAGCUCACUUUGGGAAUCAUGGGAAUAUUAUUGUAUAAUUUUGUCAGUUUAGGCCACUUCACUUUGUAAGAUCACUUCCACUUUACUUGUCAUAUCGCACCUAGAAAUUUCUUACAGGAAAAAUGUUCAUGAAAUGUUUGUGACAAUGUUUAUUUUUUAUUUUUUGUCCCUCUCAACACAUUUUUGUAGUGGAAACACAGAUGUGUCUUGGAAUCUGUUCAGCUCCCGUACAUUUGUCUGCUUCAGCUUUGGAUUAAAAAAAACAACAACCAUAAAACA